UUACUCUAGAUUUCAGACAGACGUGGUAGGACCAUGAGGAAUCCUUGAAUUUGACAAAUAGCCAAUGAGAAUUCAGGGAUUAGGAUGAACUUGAAAAUUUCAGCCAAUGAACACUGAGAUAAGCCCCAACUUCUGGGUCCCAAAAAGUGCAUGGGCUCCCACUGCAGCAGAAAAACCGAAAGUGCUAUAGGGUGGGUCACAUUUAAAAACGUACCUCUCAACCCUAAUUAUUGAACCAUGGGCUCCUCAAAAUAAAUAGAUGCCAGGUACCCUAAUAUUCCUUUGUAAAGACACUUUGCUUUUCAGCUUGUUUCUUUUGUUGAGCAGAGCUAAUUCCUAACUAUACCUAAGCCCGUUUGAAUCUUGUAAAGGCUAAAUUAUUGUUUUUUUCUGUCUAUCCAAUGAUCUCUGACAAGAGAGCAGCGAAUGCCAUGGGAGGCAAGACGGCUAGAGCCUGUGAUGGUUGUAUGCGAAAGCGUGCUCGUUGGUAUUGUGCAGCUGAUGAUGCCUUUCUUUGCCACGGUUGUGAUACAUCAGUCCACUCCGCUAAUCAGUUAGCCAGCAGACAUGAAAGGGUUAGGCUUGAAAUUGCAUCUUCUACGUUCAAUGAUUCGGUGAUGAACGGUACUACUAAUCAAGAUGCUCCACCAGCAUGGCACCAAGGUUUCACUCGAAAGGCAAGAACACCAAGGCAUAGCAAGUCCAUGUCCAGGCAACAAAAAGGUGAGGGAAAAGUAUUGAAUUUGAAUCAGCUUGAUCCUCUUGUUCCUGAGAUUGGUAGUGAAGACGGGUCAGUUGAUGAGAACGAAGAGCAGCUGUUUUGCAGAGUCCCUGUAUUCGAUCCUUUUUCUGCAGAAUUAGGUAAUAUGGUAACAAGUGAUGGUGAUGAAGUUCCUAUGGUAAAUGAAGAUGGGAAUUUGGUAUUUGAUUAUUAUGGACAUGAAGAAACAUGCGAGCAGAAUGAUGAUUUUCAUGGCUUCUUGCCAUCAGAUUUGGAUCUUGCCGAGUUUGCUGCUGAUGUUGAGAGCUUACUAGGAGUUGGACCUGAUGAGGACACUUGUGACAACAAAAGAAUUGAAUUGUUAGAUUGCAAAGAGGAAGAAGAAAGUAACGUUUUUCAUGGAGGCAAAAUAAUGAAAGUUAAAGAUGAAGAAGGAGAAGAAGAAAAAAAGGAAGGUAAAACAGCUUGUUGCUGUGAUUCUGCAUUUGAUGUGGCAAGAGCAUCCUUAAACUGGAGUUUUGAUUAUGAGUCACCCACGAUUGAUAAGGAGGAAGAGAAGGUGGUUCCAACAAUAAUGGAUGGUCAAAGGAAGACAGAGAUGAAGAGGAACAUGCUGCUGAGGCUGAAUUAUGAGUCAGUCAUCACCGCUUGGGCCAGCCAAGGCUCUCCUUGGACAUCAGGAAGCCGACCAGAAUUCAACCCUGAUUAUUUCAUGGGCUCAAAUCCGAAAGAGGGUCAUCACCUGAAUGGAGGAAUAGGGGGAAUAUACAGGCAGGCAAGAGGGAAUACAGACGAAGAAAGGGAAGCAAGGGUAUCAAGAUAUAGAGAGAAGCGAAGAACGAGACUGUUUUCGAAGAAGAUAAGGUAUGAAGUGAGGAAGCUGAAUGCGGAGAAAAGGCCUAGAAUGAAAGGCAGGUUCGUUAAGAGAACGUCCUUUGGGGGGACUGCUUUUCCUUAUGUCAAUUAAGUAAUAGCAACUCUUCAACUGCCAAUUCUUGUUGUUUGUUUCUUUGCAAGAAUUGGCAGGCGAGUUGCUUAACCAGUACCUAGACUGUAUUGGUUAAGCUUUUAAAUGAAUAAAUGGAUUAGGGUAGUUG
Messenger RNA from Durio zibethinus, 1818 nucleotides. RefSeq names its product zinc finger protein CONSTANS-LIKE 16-like. Gene Ontology annotation, biological process: regulation of DNA-templated transcription. Gene Ontology annotation, molecular function: zinc ion binding; protein binding. The record is from RefSeq and is a predicted model, not a curated record. NCBI's taxonomy places the organism in Eukaryota, Viridiplantae, Streptophyta, Magnoliopsida, Malvales, Malvaceae. Gene Ontology annotation, cellular component: nucleus.